Oryzias latipes (Japanese medaka) is the source of this 1017-nucleotide messenger RNA. It is a transcript of the gene setd9, whose product is annotated as SET domain containing 9. The record is from RefSeq and is a predicted model, not a curated record. Gene Ontology annotation, molecular function: protein binding. Lineage: Eukaryota; Metazoa; Chordata; Actinopteri; Beloniformes; Adrianichthyidae.
UUAUACUCUAAAUGUUUUGAUGCGUAUUUGAUUUUUUUUUUCCAAAAAUCAACUUUUAUUUUCUAGCAAACCUCUCGGAAGUGACGCCAGAGUUUGUAGUGGUUGGUCUUUUUCUUUUCUUUUUUUGAGCGUGCCUAGAUGUUUUCAGGGCCUCUUAAAACGUUUCAGAGGAAAUGGAGAUCGUACCGACACCGUUUUUUGCCUUGGGUUGUGUUUAACCUUUCUAAAAAUGAGAAAACUCUACGUCACGUGACGGAGCGCUCUGAAGACAGCCUGAUCUCAGCCGAACAGAUCACACAGAGCCUCCUGAAGUUCUUCAUUGUCCUGUUGAAGGGUUAUAAUGGAGAACACCGAACGUCCAAGGAUAAGGAAUUUUUGGGACACAAUGAAAUGUUCCAAACUCUGGGAUUCUGCAUAGAUCGUAGGCCCAGCACGCUGCCUUUAGCUGGAACUGGGGUAUUUGUCGUUAACGGGGUUAUUCCGAAAGGAACUGUAGUUGCCAUGUACCCCGGUACUGUCUACCAACCAUAUGAUCCCAUUCUAUUUCAGUCCAUCAGAAACCCCUUCAUUUUCAGAUGUAUCGAUGGUGUCCUGAUUGACGGAAGUGACAAAGGCAUGUCCAAGAUGGUGUUCAAGUCCUGUAGUGGAAGAGACAGACUUGGUCCUCUGGUGACCAGUGACACCAGCUGGCUCACGGCCAGCCCACGGAACCCACUCGCCGUGGGUCAGUAUGUCAACAACUGCUCCAACACAAAGCCAGCAAAUGUUUGCUACCAGGAGUAUGACGUGCCAGACAGGUUCCCCAUCGAGCUUUGGCAGUUUUUGCCUAAUGUCAACUUCAGCCAGGACGCGCGCAGGCCUUUACGCUGUGUGGUGCUGGUUUCAUUCAGGGACAUCGCAGAAGGAGAGGAACUCUUCUCCAACUACUACACUAUUGUACACUAAAAUAUUUAAGCAUCACAUGUUCAUGCAGCUGAGUGUGUACUCAUGAUUAAACUUCUGUUUUGACCAAAUAUA